Molecule: messenger RNA, 306 nt
Organism: Psilocybe cubensis
Lineage: Eukaryota; Fungi; Basidiomycota; Agaricomycetes; Agaricales; Agrocybaceae
Exons: 3
Coding region: 1-306 (101 amino acids)
Source: RefSeq, a predicted model, not a curated record
AUGGGUUCUUCUUGCUCAAAGACCUCAGCUGGCAGUGCGUAUGAGGGCGGCCAUACCGUUCUAGGAUCAGGUCCCGUCAGCAGAAAUCAAGCUACCGCUAGAGACACAAACCGCGAAGCUCCUAAACCUUCUGAUCCUCGUGCCGCUGCGGCGGAAGCAGCAGAGCGUCGAUUACAGGCGGCGCAAAAUAGGGGCACAAAUAAGUCCAACCCGAAUCAGGGAAAACUUUCAGAGCAGUUGGCAAAACAAAAUAGCUCUAAACCGGGACCACCACAACAAGAAGUUGAAAGACUAGUCUGGGACUGA